AUGUUGCGGUACAGGAAACCGUUGAAGCCAGCUUUGAGUCUGGUAAGGUCCUUCAAGACCUCAGUCUGGCGCAGGAACGACUCGUCGGCAGCGCCAUUCAACGCUUCCGCAGUCGAGCGGGCGGAGGAUGAGGUCGAUGUCUGCAUUGUCGGCGGUGGGCCUGCUGGUCUCAGUGCUGCGAUUCGCCUGAAGCAGAUCGAACGUGAAAAAGGGAACGAAAUCCGUGUUGUCGUGCUCGAGAAGGGCUCUGAAAUAGGUUCCCAUAUCGUCUCUGGUGCUGUGAUUGAACCUCGCGCACUGGAUGAAUUGCUGCCAGACUGGACAUCCAUGUCUGAUCACCCUCUCACACAACCAGCAACCUCUUCAAAAAUGCUCUUCCUUACCCCCAAAAUGUCCCUGCCAAUACCCCACCCCCCACAAAUGUCUAACAAGGGCAACUACGUCACUUCGCUCUCACAAUUUACCAGGUGGCUCGCCGGCGUGGCCGAGAACGAAUACGGCGUCGAGAUAUAUCCCGGCUUCGCAGGCGCGCAGCUACUUCUCAGCGACGAACCCGAUUCCACCGAUCCAUGGGGCAACAAAGUUCGUAGCGUGCAGGGCGUGAUCACCAACGAAGUCGGCUUGACGAAGAACUACCGCAUGAAGUCUUCGUUCGAGCCUGGGAUGGCGUUCCGUGCAAAGGUAACUCUGCUUGCCGAAGGUGCUCACGGAAGUCUGUCGAAGCAAGCCAUUAGCUUGUACAAUCUUCGGAAGGAGGCUGAGCCCCAGACGUAUGGAAUCGGUCUGAAGGAGGUUUGGCGUGUCGAUCCGGAGAAACAUAAACCCGGAGAGGUUGUGCACACGCUCGGAUGGCCUCUCGACAAGGACACUUACGGCGGUGGAUGGGUAUACCACAUGGAUGGAGGGCUCGUCAGUUUGGGGCUAGUAAUCGGGCUGGAUUACAAAAAUCCAUGGCUGAGCCCGUAUCGUGAAUUCCAGCGCAUGAAACACCACCCAUACUUCCGCGCUCUCCUCACAUCAUCCAAAGCCGAACGCCUCUCUUACGCUGCGCGCGUGUUGAACGAAGGCGGUUUGCAGUCCGUACCCAAGCUCAACUUCCCUGGUGGUGCUCUCGUCGGGUGCUCCGCUGGAUUCGUCAACAUCGCAAAGAUCAAAGGAACCCAUAACGCGAUGAAGAGCGGCAUGCUUGCCGCCGAAGCUGCUUGGAACGCUGUGCACCCUAGUGAAGCGGAAUCGUCAGAUGGCACAGUCGCAGCCGCUGCUGACAUGUCGUCGUACGAUACCUCGUUGCACAAGUCAUGGGUGCAGAAAGAUCUGCAUGAAGUGCGCAACUUGCGCCCAUCGUUCGGAACGCGUUUGGGGCUAUGGGGCGGAAUUAUCUAUUCGGGUAUCGAUUCGUUGAUCUUAAAGGGACGGGUACCCUGGACAUUCAAGCACCACGGACCGAAAGGCAAAACAAAGAAUCCCGACUCGACGUCUUCACUGGAUUCUUCCUUAACUGAGCCCGCUCGAAACCAUAUGCCCAUCGAAUACCCACCCUUCGAGGCGCCCCUCUCUACCGACCUCCUCACCAGCGUUGCGCUGACAGGCACAAAUCACGCUGAAGACCAGCCUGUCCACCUCCGUGUCGUGCCCACCCCAACAUUUAUCAAGAAAGGCAAAACCAACCCCGCCGUUGGAGCUGGAGUCGGCGCCGUGCGCACUGAAGCCGAGGUUGAAGAAGGCGAGGGUGGUAAAACUGGAGAGGAGGACGUCAAGGAGGAGUUGGAGAGACGCAGGCGUCAUGUGGAGAUCAAUUACGGACAGUAUGCGGGUCUUCUUGGUCGUGCGUGUCCUGCUGGUGUGUACGAGUACGUUCCCGAGGAAGGUGUUACGACGAACGAGACAGAGGGGUGGGGCGGGCAUAAACUGGUUAUCAAUUCGCAGAACUGUAUUCAUUGUAAACUCUGUGAUGUCAAAGUUCCUACCCAGGAUAUUACAUGGACUGUACCCGAAGGUGGUGGUGGUCCAAAAUAUAGUGAGUAA
Psilocybe cubensis is the source of this 2025-nucleotide messenger RNA. RefSeq lists its product as uncharacterized. The record is from RefSeq and is a predicted model, not a curated record. The transcript is spliced from 5 exons. Gene Ontology annotation, biological process: electron transport chain. Gene Ontology annotation, molecular function: electron-transferring-flavoprotein dehydrogenase activity; iron-sulfur cluster binding. The coding region runs from base 1 to 2025 and encodes 674 amino acids. Lineage: Eukaryota; Fungi; Basidiomycota; Agaricomycetes; Agaricales; Agrocybaceae. Gene Ontology annotation, cellular component: mitochondrial inner membrane.